AAGGAACAGAAUCUCCUCUUUCUCCUCUCCAUGACUGCAAAAUUUCCUCUCAUCCCCUGCGAAUGCCAAGCUUGGGACAACAGCAACGGAGUUCAUGGUUUUGGUAAAUAUUCUUAAAUUAUUUGUUGAAAAGGAAAUAUAAACCAGAAGAAGUAAGAAAUUAUUAGGAGAGAUUAUUGUACGAAUUGCUGAAUCGAAGACCGAUAAAUCGGUUUUACAAUUCAUUUGAGCUUUACUGAUUCAGGGUUUCUGGAAGAAGAAGAGGUUCAGAAACCCUACAAAUCUCUGAAAUUUAUCAUUUUAAUCGUUUUCGUUUACGUUCCGAUCAAAACCCUAGGGUUUUUCCGGGUACUAGGGUUUGGUGGCGAUGUCUGCUGGUGUUUGCGGUAAGCGGCUGGGGUUCGAAGAAAUCUUCGGAUCUUCUACGCCGUCUUCAUCAGCUAAGAGAGCUAGGUGUUCGACUUUUGGUUCUCCGAUCCGCUCUUCUGAUUUCGGGUUAGGAUCUGAAGAUAAGGUCUCCAUCUUACUGCGAAUGUUCCCUGCCAUGGAUCGGGAGUUGGUGGAAACUGUUCUAAAUGCAAAAAAUCAAAAGAUUGAUGAUGCCAUUGAGAGCCUGAAUGCACUUUGCCUCAGCAAUGUCUCUGGGGAAAAUGUUCCGCAGAGCCUUGAUUCUAUGUUGGUUGCUAAUGGACCCGAUGCUUCAGGCGGUGAAAGUUGUCAGACAUCUGAGCAGAAUGUUGAAGAAUUACAUAGCAAAACUUCAACUUCUGAAUCUAUAAACCCCAAAGAUGGGUCUGCCUGGGUGGAUGUUUUUGUGCAAGAAAUGAUGAAUGCUGCGGAUCUUGAUGAUGCCAGGAGUCGUGCCACUAGAAUCUUGGAGGCUUUCGAAAGGAAUGUUGUUGCUCAUGCAAGGGCCUCAGAGGAGGAGCUCACUUCUCUUAGAGAGCAUCUGCACAGCCUGUUAAGGGACAAUCAAAUACUAAAGAGAGCAGUUGCCAUCCAGCAUGAACGUAAUUUGGAGCAAGAGGAUAAGGCGAGGGAAGUGCAGCAGUUGAAGCAUGUGCUUAGCCAGUACCAAGAACAGUUACAAACUUUGGAGCUGAAUAAUUACACAUUGAAGCUUCAUCUGCAGAGGGCACAAGAGAGUAGCUCUAUUCCAGAGCAUUUUCACCCAGAUGUAUUUUAGGGAAAUUUGUCUUCGUUCCAUACCUUCUUGUUCAGUUUGUGUUUUACUAUUUGUUCUUGAUACUCUCAGUAGGGAUGAACUUGCGUAAAAAGCAAGGUUCAUGAAUGUUAGAGUAGUCUCUGCUAGCCAGCUUUAAAAUUAAACCAUAUGCAGCUGGUGUAGAUGUUUCAGGUCUAGUUACUCAACUGGCAAUCAUCGUAUAAGCUUCAGGCUUUUCCGUGAAGUUGCUUGCAUUGCACUAAACGAUUACCUGUUUUGAUUUGCAGUGACCUAGGAAUAGAGCUUGUUGGCAUAGUUUAUGAUGUAAAUUUGAUGUGAAAGAGGGGUCUAGUUGACCUGUAAUAGUUUUUACUUUGUAUUUGCUUACUUUGAUGAAAGGAAAUGGUUUGGG
Messenger RNA from Telopea speciosissima, 1577 nucleotides. RefSeq lists its product as uncharacterized. Lineage: Eukaryota; Viridiplantae; Streptophyta; Magnoliopsida; Proteales; Proteaceae. The transcript has 5 exons. Gene Ontology annotation, molecular function: ubiquitin binding. The coding region runs from base 368 to 1186 and encodes 272 amino acids. The record is from RefSeq and is a predicted model, not a curated record.